GGUUUCCGACGAAAGCGUCGAGUAAAUCCAGGGCUUCGCUCGCGGAGUGAAAAUCCGGAUGAAGAGUUGGGGGGUCGUCCGCCGAACAGGAAGCGGGGUUGCCCAAGUACAGUAGAUUGAAGCAAAAUGGCUGUCCGUCAGUCAGACCUGGGCACAAAUGGAAUUACACCUAUCCAACAAAUGAUAGCUUCAUGUUCAGGUGCUUUCAUGACUUCAUUGAUUGUUACACCAUUUGAUGUUAUUAAAAUACGGCUGCAAGCACAGAGAACUCCGUUUUAUAAAGGAAAAUGUUUUGUGUAUUGCAAUGGUCUGAUGGACCAUCUGUGUGUCUGUGAGAAUGGAAAUAAUGCUGCUUGGUACAAAGCACCGGGGCAAUUCAAAGGAACGUUUGAUGCAUUUAUUCAAAUUGUUCGUAAUGAGGGACCGAAGUCACUCUGGAGUGGACUUCCUCCAACAUUAGUAAUGGCGGUACCUGCAACAGUUAUUUACUUCACUUGUUAUGACCAGUUACGGGCCUUUUUGAAAUACAAGCUAGAAUAUGAUGGUGCCUACAUUCCAUUGAUAGCUGGAGCUUUAGCUCGAGUGGGUGCAGUAACUGUCAUAAGUCCCUUGGAGCUAAUCAGAACAAAAAGCCAGUCUCGUAAGCUGACGUAUAGAGAACUGGGUAGUGUUGUUAAGAUCGCAGUAGCACAAGAUGGAUGGCUUUCUCUCUGGAGGGGCUGGGGACCCACAGUGCUCAGAGAUGUGCCAUUCUCAGCAAUUUACUGGUUUAAUUAUGAGCUGAUGAAGAGCCAGUUAUGCAAGAAAUACAAUAAGAAUGAACCUACAUUAACGAUCAGUUUUUCCUCAGGAGCAACAUCAGGCGCAAUUGCAGCUGUAUUGACUUUACCAUUUGAUGUGGUGAAAACCCGCAGACAAAUUGAACUUGGAGAGCUGAACACAAUGAAGUCACAAAAAACCUUAACUGCCACCUGGAAAAUAAUGGAAAGAAUUGUAACUGAGUCUGGAUUUAGAGGUUUAUUUGUUGGUUUAUUGCCUCGUUUAAUGAAGGUAGCACCAGCUUGUGCUAUAAUGAUCAGUUCCUAUGAAUAUGGAAAAUCAUUUUUUCGUAAAAUAAACAGAGAGCGGGAAGUAAAAGGGGAUCUCCAAUCAGACAUCAGUUGAGAGAAUCCAUGCAACUGGAAUUUGGAGAAAUCAAAACAUGGAAAUGCAUUUCUUGCCAAGUUAAAUUGACAAAAGGUUCAAAAUGACCUACUACCUGUUGUACAAAGGAGUGACCUUGGAAAAUCAAGCAGUACGCAGAUGGAAAUGAAUUGUUUGUAGAAUGCAUUUUCUGACUCUUUGCGCUUACAUUCACUAAAAUGCAUUCAUUGUUGUGGCUUACAUUCAAAGGUCCAGUCACGAUGAUGUGAAAGUUGCAGAAAUAAUGAGAUUUCCAUUAAAGAAAAAUAAUAGGAACCAAUUAUGUAUUUUGUAUUGUACAAUUGUAACUCCACAUCUAAAGUUUCGCAACCUAGAGAGGUAAGAAGCGGAUCUUGAAGUUGUAUCUUAUUAUAAGUGGAUGUUUAAAAUGCAACUGUAGAAAUUUAAGUGCAAUACUAACACAAAAUGAUCUUAUUACAAAUAAGUAAGCAAUGAAAUCUGCCAAAUCAGAUGAACAAAAUUGUUUCAGAACAGUCAACUUAUUGCAAUGAAGAUUUCUUGAAACCAGUCUAGUAAAUAUUAAUUUGUGGAAUUUUGUUUGUUGAGAAAUGUGACUUGGUGCCAAAUAUACCUUUUGUAAAAUAAAAUAUUACACACCUUAA
Chiloscyllium plagiosum (whitespotted bambooshark) is the source of this 1805-nucleotide messenger RNA. It is a transcript of the gene slc25a40, whose product is annotated as solute carrier family 25 member 40. Gene Ontology annotation, cellular component: mitochondrion. The record is from RefSeq and is a predicted model, not a curated record. NCBI's taxonomy places the organism in Eukaryota, Metazoa, Chordata, Chondrichthyes, Orectolobiformes, Hemiscylliidae. Gene Ontology annotation, biological process: mitochondrial transmembrane transport.